Pygoscelis adeliae (Adelie penguin) is the source of this 939-nucleotide messenger RNA. It is a transcript of the gene CSRP1, whose product is annotated as cysteine and glycine-rich protein 1. Gene Ontology annotation, cellular component: Z disc; nucleus; cytoplasm. Gene Ontology annotation, molecular function: actinin binding; structural constituent of muscle. Lineage: Eukaryota; Metazoa; Chordata; Aves; Sphenisciformes; Spheniscidae. Gene Ontology annotation, biological process: sarcomere organization; muscle tissue development. The record is from RefSeq and is a predicted model, not a curated record. The coding region runs from base 1 to 579 and encodes 192 amino acids. The transcript is spliced from 5 exons.
AUGCCGAACUGGGGAGGAGGAAAGAAGUGUGGCGUGUGUCAGAAGGCGGUGUACUUCGCUGAGGAGGUGCAAUGUGAAGGCAGCAGCUUCCACAAGUCCUGCUUCUUGUGCAUGGUCUGUAAGAAGAACUUGGACAGCACCACUGUUGCUGUGCACGGAGAGGAGAUCUACUGCAAGUCCUGCUAUGGCAAGAAGUACGGCCCCAAGGGCUAUGGAUACGGGCAGGGAGCAGGGACCCUGAGCACUGACAAGGGCGAGUCCCUGGGAAUCAAAUAUGAAGAGGGCCAGCCCCACCGACCCACCAACCCUAAUGCAGCCAGAAUGGCCCAGAAAGUCGGAGGUGCUGAUGGGUGCCCUCGCUGUGGUCAAGCAGUAUAUGCAGCCGAGAAAGUGAUUGGAGCUGGAAAGUCCUGGCACAAGUCCUGCUUCCGCUGCGCCAAGUGUGGCAAAAGCCUGGAGUCCACCACCCUGGCAGACAAAGACGGGGAGAUCUACUGCAAAGGUUGCUACGCCAAGAACUUUGGUCCCAAGGGCUUUGGUUUUGGGCAAGGCGCUGGCGCACUCGUCCACUCGCAGUGAGGCACCAGGAGCCGGGCUCUCCGCUCGCUCAGGGCUUGUCCAGACCAGCCUGUGCUGCCCGACCCUUCCCGCACCCGCAGUGAGCAUCCUCACCAUCAUCAAUAACCACCCGCUGCUUCACAGCACGAGCCCCUUCCUCCCCGCCCUGACCCAGCGCACCCUGAAGCUGUGGGAGUCCCAGCAUCAUCCCCAUCGGGUACUGCUGGUGCGGGUGCCGGCGGGGAGAGUGCUCACACCCACCUGCAGCAAGGCCUGUGUGCCCAAAACGUUCUGCUCCGCGUUGCCCAUCCUGCCAGGAUGCAAGCUCAGCCGUGCCAUGCCGUGUCACCGAGAAAGCAAUAAACAUCAAAGCUGACCCAU